Messenger RNA from Nilaparvata lugens (brown planthopper), 6932 nucleotides. It is a transcript of the gene Pi4KIIIalpha, whose product is annotated as phosphatidylinositol 4-kinase alpha. Gene Ontology annotation, biological process: phosphatidylinositol-mediated signaling; phosphatidylinositol phosphate biosynthetic process. Gene Ontology annotation, molecular function: 1-phosphatidylinositol 4-kinase activity. Gene Ontology annotation, cellular component: plasma membrane; cytoplasm. The record is from RefSeq and is a predicted model, not a curated record. NCBI's taxonomy places the organism in Eukaryota, Metazoa, Arthropoda, Insecta, Hemiptera, Delphacidae.
AGCUUAGUUCGUUCAUGUGUAGAUAGUUUUGAACAUAAUAUAACACAAUGCAUUCGGAAGAAAAGUUAUUCUUUCGAAAAACUGUCCAACAUUUAGCUAGAUCUUUGGCUGCUAUCAAGGAUUUGCCAUGGGAAAAGGUCAACACCUUAUACUCGCUAUGCCCUCAGGAGAACGUGCAGGGCAUUUUCAGGCUAGACCAGCGUGGCCAGGACGCGGUCAUUGCACUGGGAAUCUAUUUUCUCGAAUCUGGAACUCCGCAUGUCGACAAAAUAUUGCCCUACUUGAUUCGACUGUUGAAAGGCCUCCUGAAAGCUGUAUGGCUUGAUGAAGUUGCCAGUUCUACAUUGGACCGGGUGCCGGUGGCAGAGAGAUUCACUUUCUGCCUGAACACGCUGCUGAGUGACAUCGCUGUCAAAUUGGAGUCGCACCGUGAGGAGAUCAUCUCCACACAGGUCAAGUUCCUCGGGGACAUCACUAACGUGUGCCGUAGUGCUCUCAAAGAGGACAGUCGAAAUCCACGCAACAAGUUAACUUUGGGCAAAGCAGUGAUACCAAUUCUGAUCGGCUUCACUCGGUCGAUGGGUCGUUUCCCCGCCAGAGACCCUCCUCUCCUGUGCCGUCUGUUUCCCAAACCGGAGAGGCCACGCCCCCGGGCUGCCGCAACCAAUCAGAGCGCAGAUCUUCAGAUUGUCAAGAAGAAGAGCUUCUCAAAUUUCAGAUCAAUUAUACCGAGAUCUCUCUCUGGAAAUCUGAACUUGACAACUCUUGAUAUUCUAACACUGAGCUACCUGGAUCCGACUUCUGACAUGAGUUCGUUGAGCAAUGACAGCAAAUCACAUCACCCCAUUCCGUACGAUCCGACGACUCACUUUUUCUGCAAAUAUGGCUCCAGUUUCAAUCAGUUUCCGCAGAUGCGGUUUUCCGAAUCGGCCGAGAGACGCGCCACCUGUCUCGAGUUUUCCGUCAUACAUUUGCAGAAUGUUCUAUCGUGUGCCAAAAAACUUCUCACCGAAGAGAUGCUAGUCUUUCUCGAUCGUCAGGCGAGCGAAAUCCAUCAGGCUGGCAGUUUGAAGAUUUUCCCCUAUCGCAGUUUCAGUGAAACCCUCAAUCUAGUUAUGGUGACGCUGUUGAGAGAGCUACUGCACUAUCAGACAGAUCUUCCACCACCGUUCACAAAAGACGUGCAGGAAUUUGUGAAAGGCCUGUUUCUGUCGGGUCAAACCGAACUGCAAUCUCGACACCACGACGCAAGCGAGCGCGAAGACAAGGAGACCAAUUUCGCAACCGUCAACAAAUUCAAAGUGAAUGUUAUGGCUAACUCGGCUUGUGUUGAUCUACUUGUGUGGGCUAUUGGCGACGAAACUGGUGCUGAUAGCCUUUGCAGCAGACUAAAUGGAAAGAUAAAUUCCACACAAAAUUUGAAACUAGUUUUAGCUCAUAUGCCACUACUGAUGGUCUGUCUAGAGGGUUUGGGAAAAUUAGCGGAAAAGUUUCCCAACAUUGCUAGCACGUCCAUUCAGUGUUUGAAAGAUUUCUUGGUGUCUCCCUCUCCAAUAUUGGCCAAACUGCAUAGGAUCCACUCAGACAGAGCUCCUCACGACAUUAUUGUGACGGUGGAAGGAUCAGAAGUACGUUCAAUCACGGAGCAGGUGCCUAUCAACCAGACACCUUUCGAGAAGCUGAGAGACGCGGCCAUUGAGAACCUCUGCAAGGCGCUGCGUUCGGCUCACAGCCUGGACCCCUACUGUGUGCCCGCCCUGGUUGCUUCUCUCUCCAACCGACUGUUUACUGCUGAGAAGAGUGAUGUUGAAUCGACGCUGAUACCAAUGAACACAAUUGUGAUGCUGGGUCACAUAGCCGUCUCCCUGAAGGACACGCCCAAGACCACCGACACCAUCUUGCAGUUCUUCCAGCAGCGCUUCUGUCGUGUGCCAUCCGCAGUCGACGUCCUCAUAGUCGACCAGCUCGGCUGUAUGAUCAUCUCAAAGUGUGAGCUGAAUAUCUAUGAAGAAAUCAUGAGAAUGUUCGUGAUGAUAACUGUGGAAGCCAGUAAUGCCGCAUACAGUAAUGAUAGAACCAAUCAAUAUAGACAUGUAUCAGGAGCUGUUAUCAAUGCAUUGGCGAAUAUAGCUGCCAACCUACAGGGUGACUCUGAAAUGAACGAGCUGCUUGUUCGCCUUCUAGAACUUUUCGUGCAGCUAGGAUUGGAGGGGAAGCGGGCAUCCGAGAAGGCUCCUGCCUCAAAUAAGGCGUCCAGCAGUGCAGGUAACCUGGGAAUGUUGAUACCAGUGAUAGCAGUGCUCCUGAGACGACUAGCUAUGAUUCGUCAGCCGAAGCCGCGACUGCAUAAGCUGUUCCGAGAUUUCUGGCUCUACUGUGUCGUCAUGGGGUUCACUACUGAUUCAGGUUUGUGGCCUGCUGAAUGGUACGACGGAGUGAAACAGAUAGCGGUGAAAUCUCCCUUCCUUGUCUCGCAGACGUCUUCCCGGUCGGAGAUGCGUGAACUGCAAUACACGUCAGCCGUCAGGAACGACAGUGUCUCGUUGAACCAGUUGCAAGAACUGAAAACGCAGAUCCUUAAUCUGCUGGAGAAUCCUCCCGAGGUGACGGCGUUCGUGAACAAACUGCUGUUUGCCCAGUGCACCUACUUGCUGUCUGUCUACUGGCUGGAGACAUUCCGCGUGGAGAAUUCAGCUGAGCCCAGUCUGCAGCCUAUGUUCGAGUACCUAAUGGACACGGCCAUCAUCAAGGACAAGUAUGGAAUGUGGCAGUGCAUCUCAAGUGUUGGCGACAGAGUGUUUGCGAUGUUUCUGAACGCGAUGUCGCGUAAGCCGAAGGACGAGAGUCGCGAACGAGAGCUGGAGGCGCAUGCGCAGUUGCUGCUCAUCAAUUUCAACCACAUUUACAAGCAGAUUCGACGAGUGGCUGACAAGUACUUGUCGGGAUUUGUUGAUAGGUUUCCUCACCUGCUGUGGAACCGUAGGGUAUUGUGGAGCAUGCUUGAUAUUCUGCAGGUGUUGUCCUAUUCUCUGGAGCUGGAUCCCAACGAAGAAACACCCACUCUGAAAGUGCCCAGCACACCCUACAGCAUUCCACUCAUGGACACGCUCGAAGCUAGAGAGAGCAUAGUAAACGACUUCGCCGCCAGAUGUCUCGGUAUCGUCCAGGAGGCUAUGAAGUGGGCACCCGAUGUGACCCGUUCCCACCUGCAGGACUACCUCAACCAGAUCCCCUGCUCGGGUCUAUGGCAUCACUCGGGUCUAGCAUUGGCCACCGAGAGCAUUCUCAACUCCAAGGGACUCAAUUUGCAGUCGGCGCCACUGUCUACGAGUACGCUGGACAAGCGGCCGAAAUGUGUGAUCAGCGAUUCGUCGCGGUUUGUGUCUUCACUGAGCAUGCGCAGUCGGUACGCGGGUGAAGUGCAGGGUCUGCUGAUGGCCGCCUCGGCUGGCCAAACGCCAAGUGAUGCGUUGGUUGACACUCUCAUCGAACAAGUGUGGCAAGCAUGUCGCGAACAGGCGGACGAUAGUCGCGCGCACCAGAAUGCGCUGUGGCGCGCCACCGCUAUGUUGAUUGAGUCGCCUGGUGUGAACAGGAAGCUGUUACACGUGGUGGCGUGGUCGCAGGUGGAGUUAUUGACAGAGGUGGCCAUGAUGACAGCAGUCGAGUGCUGGCAUUGGUUGUUCACAGCCAGACCCGACCUUGAACUGCAGUUCCUACAGGAGAUGUUUGCUGCCUGGCAGUGUACUGUGGAUAAGAGACUGGGUCUGUUCUCACCUGAAGAGGAAGAAGUAAGUCCCCUGGCAGCCUAUGAGGGAUGUGAGUUGGAACCUAAGCCACCCUUCAUCAAACCGCAUGACAUCUGGGUUCAGUUUAUCGGCGAGCUGGUGGAGACAGCCAAGUACUGUAGCCAGGAGAAGGUGGAGAUGAUUGCGAUGUUCCUGCACAAGUCACUGCCAAUGGUGGUGGGGGGUCAGGAGCCCCAUCAGAACAGGCAUGUGGCGGCCGUCAGUGUCCGAUUCAGGCUGUUGCAAUGCGGCCUGUCACUGUUGCAAGGUGACGUGCUAGCCAGGUCGCUGAGCAAGAACGUGUUGCGUGAGCGUGUCUACUGCACGUGUCUGGACUACUUCUGCGGCGCACCCCGGCCCCCCUCGCAGCGCAGUGCCGAUCUGCGUGACGACAUACACGUGUUGAUCCGCUUCUGGCAGACUAUGCACUCAGACAAAAAGUAUCUGCUUGCCAGUGUUGUCGGAGACUUUGACGUGUCAGCUCUGGACGGUGGACAGGGUGGGGGUGGCGGCACUAUGACGUCAUCCUCAACUACCACCACUGACAUGCGGCUGGGAGGUGGAAGCGCGGCUGGGGGCGGAUCCACGUUGACAAGGGGCGGGGCGACGUUGUCAGGGGGUGGAGUCAAUGAGUUGCCCCGCCCCCAGACGGCCGGCUCAUCGACCAGCGGAUGGAUCAACACUGUUCCACUGUCGGUUUCCACCAAUACGCUCACCAAACGGUCUACGAGGUCGAAACGGCAGGUCAAUCAGGGCGAUCUCUUCGUCAAGGACUAUAUCAAGAAGAGGAAUCUGAUUUUGGAUUUGCUGGCGGUGGAAAUAGAAUUUUUGCUGAUCUGGCACAAUCCGACGAGCCGGGCCGAGCUGCACUUCCAGGGCGAGGAGAUGGUGGCCAACUGGAAGGCCAAGACUGUCUCGGAGCGGACUCUGAGGGACACCGCUCGGCUAGCGUGGGACAUCAGUCCCAGUCUGGCUGUCUUCCUGCCUGUCAGAUUGAAAAAUGCAGACAGCAUAGUGAAGGAGGUUUCUAGAUUGGUGCGUCUGAACCCGACAGUCGUGUCUCACAUUCCUCAGGCUCUCCAGUUCCUUGUCACUACCGAAACUCUACUCAACGACGCACCUGAGCUGGUGUUUAUGCUGAGUUGGGCGCGAGUGUCUCCUGUGCAGGCGUUGUCCUACUUUUCGCGGCAAUACCCGCCUCAUCCAAUCACAGCGCAGUAUGCGGUCCGCGUGUUGGCCAGCUAUCCGGCAGACGCCGUUCUCUUCUACAUUCCUCAACUGGUGCAGACGCUCAGGCAUGACACUAUGGGCUACGUGGUAGAGUUCAUCAAGUACAUAGCGAAGAAGUCGCAGGUGGUCGGCCAUCAGCUGAUCUGGAACAUGAAGACAAACAUGUACAUGGACGAGGAGAUGCAGCAGAAGGACCUCUCGCUCUACGACACCCUCGAGACCCUCGUGCAGAGCAUAGUCGGCACUCUGUCGGGUCCGGCCAAGUCUUUCUACGAGCGAGAGUUCGACUUCUUCAGCGAGAUCACCAACAUUUCCGGCCAGAUCCGACCGUUCCCGAAGGGACCCGAACGGAAGCGAGCAUGUCUCGAGGCGCUCAGCAAGAUUAAGGUGCAGGCCGGCUGUUAUCUGCCCUCCAAUCCGGAGGCCAUGGUGCUGGAUAUCGAUUACAAGAGCGGCACGCCUAUGCAGAGUGCUGCGAAAGCACCAUACCUGGCGCGGUUCCGAGUGCGACGCUGUGGUAUUAAUGAGUUGGAAUCGAUGGCUCUGGCCAUAUCCGACGGCCAACAUUCCUCCACACUAGACCAGGCCAGCCAGUCCAGUAUGGGAGUCGAGUUGUGGCAGGCUGCUAUCUUCAAAGUGGGUGAUGACGUUCGUCAAGACAUGUUGGCCCUGCAAGUGAUUGGAAUUUUCAAAAAUGUCUUCCAGCAAGUUGGCCUCGAUCUGUACCUGUUCCCAUAUCGGGUAGUUGCCACCGCUCCAGGGUGUGGCGUGAUUGAGUGUGUGCCAGAUGCAAAAUCGCGAGAUCAACUGGGCCGACAGACUGACAUUGAUAUGUAUCAGUAUUUCCUAAAAACUUAUGGAGAUGAAACCACCAAGGAAUUUCAGAAUGCCAGAAGAAAUUUCGUCCGUUCAAUGGCUGCCUACAGUGUUGUCGGAUUUCUGCUCCAAAUUAAAGACAGGCAUAAUGGUAACAUUAUGCUCGAUGUUAAUGGACACAUCAUACAUAUUGAUUUCGGAUUCAUGUUUGAGAGCUCGCCGGGUGGAAACCUGGGCUUUGAGCCGGACAUAAAGCUGACCGACGAGAUGGUGAUGGUAAUGGGCGGCAAGAUAGAAGCGGCGCCAUUCCGUUGGUUCACCGAGCUCUGUGUUCAGGCUUAUCUCGCUGUCAGACCCUACCAGGAGGCGAUAAUCUCGCUGGUGUCGCUGAUGCUGGAUACAGGAUUGCCCUGCUUCCGAGGGCAGACCAUCAAACUGCUACGCGCUCGCUUCGCGCCCCAGUCGAGCGACAAAGAGGCCGCUGCCUACAUGAUCUCCAUCAUAAUCGGCUCCUUCAAGAACAUUCGCACGCGCACCUACGACAUGAUUCAGUACUACCAGAACCAGAUUCCCUACUAGAUAUAUUCACUACCAGUUCAAUCAAAUUUUACCAUUUCUCUCUCGUUUCAAAAACUUUCGAACUGUAUAUCGGGGCGAUUUGCUGGAUAAAUAUGAAAAUUGUAAAUCUAGCAACACGCCCUGGUCUCCGCGGCUUUGUUGGGCUUGUCUUGCGCCAUGACAAGCUACGCACAACGUGCGUGCGUGGAGUGAUUCAGUAUUAAGAUAAAGUUUCUGUUUUUUGAAAUUGCUGUAACCUCAGGGCUGGGAAAACUAGAUGUAGUUUAAUUAUUUAAUUGACGUAUCAUACACUGUUGGAGCUUAUCACUGGAUUGAGUCUUUUUCUCAUCAGUAGGUUCUUGGCUGCCUUUCACACUUGCAGUUUCCACCACAGUUUCACUAUGUGAAUCAUUUUCCAUUGAUUUUCCACUUCCUAUUUCAUUUUCAUCUACUUUCUCACUCUCAUCUACCUCUUCCUGAUCAUCUAUAUCCUUCAUUACAUUAUUCUUAUUCUUCUGAGUGUAAGUAUGACCAUUCUGA